This is a messenger RNA of Vigna angularis (adzuki bean), 2587 nucleotides long. Its product is annotated as dihydrolipoyllysine-residue acetyltransferase component 1 of pyruvate dehydrogenase complex, mitochondrial. The transcript has 23 exons. Lineage: Eukaryota; Viridiplantae; Streptophyta; Magnoliopsida; Fabales; Fabaceae. Bases 213 to 2087 code for a protein of 624 amino acids. Gene Ontology annotation, biological process: pyruvate decarboxylation to acetyl-CoA. Gene Ontology annotation, cellular component: mitochondrion; pyruvate dehydrogenase complex. Gene Ontology annotation, molecular function: acyltransferase activity. The record is from RefSeq and is a predicted model, not a curated record.
GGUGUGUGGAGAACGCCGCUAACGGUGGCUGGCACGGGCGCAGUGUGCACGUGUGUACAUUGAAUAAACCAAUAGCCACCUACCCGUGGCUCGCGUCUUCAGAAUUGUAUUCCACUCAGAGAAAGUAACUAGCCGGAGAAGAGUUCCAAUUUGGUGUCGUCACCAUUCUCUCUUCUCUUUUCUUCUCUUCUGAAUCGAAUCGAUCGGCGCAUAUGGCACUCUCGCGCCUUCGCCACCCUCUCUUCUCUCGCUCCCUUCGUAUCCUCUCUUCUUCCACCAGAUCCCUCUCUCGAACUUCUAAUUCAACGAUUUUUUCCGCGGCAGCUCAAUCGAGUAUAAGACCCACAUCUUGCUCAGGGAUUACUGGAAUUAAUGAUAGGUCUAUGAAGUCAAAGUGGACUGAUGUCAAAUACUUUUCAUCUUCAGAAUCUUCAUUCGAAGUCCUUGGGAUGCCAGCUUUAUCACCUACAAUGACGCAAGGUAAUAUUGCAAAAUGGAGGAAGAAAGAAGGAGAAAAGAUAGAAGUGGGGGAUGUACUAUGUGAAAUUGAAACUGACAAAGCUACGCUAGAAUUUGAAAGUCUUGAAGAGGGAUUUCUGGCUAAGAUAUUGGUACCUGAAGGUUCAAAGGAUGUGCCUGUUGGACAACCAAUUGCUAUAACAGUUGAGGAUGAAAAGGACAUCCAAAAUGUUCCUGCUUCUGUGGGGGGUCAGGUUGAAGAGACGAAACCAGCACAGCAGGAUGUUACAGAUGAGAAGAAACCAGAAUCAACUUCUACUAUGAUUAAUGCAUCAGAACUUCCUCCUCAUGCCCUUCUUGAAAUGCCAGCUUUGUCUCCGACAAUGAACCAAGGUAACAUUGCUAAAUGGAGAAAACAAGAAGGAGACAAGAUUGAAGUGGGUGAUAUAUUGUGUGAGAUAGAGACAGACAAAGCUACACUUGAAUUUGAAACUCUUGAAGAGGGGUACCUGGCUAAGAUACUUGCUCCAGAAGGUUCGAAAGAAGUGGCAGUUGGGCACCCUAUUGCAAUAACAGUUGAAGAUGAAAGUGACAUUGAAGCUAUAAAGAAUUCUGUUAACAGCAGUUCAACAAACCAACAGAAGGCCCCCCAACAUGACACUAAAAGUGAGGUCAAAGCUCAAAAAACCAAAAUAGCACGAAUCAGCCCAGCUGCGAAGUUGCUAAUUGCAGAGUAUGGAUUGGACGCAUCAACAUUGAAUGCAACUGGUCAUUACGGCACCCUACUGAAAGGGGAUGUUCUUUCUGAAAUUAAGUCAGGAAAAUUGUCUCCUAAACCUGUUUCACCUAAAGAAAAGGUGCUGUCAUCUCAAAGUCAUCAACAAGUGGCAGCUUCUCGAGAAUCAAAGUCUAACUUAGGGCAGUCGGAUUCUUAUGAAGAUUUUCCUAAUAGUCAAAUUCGCAAGGUGAUUGCCAAGAGGUUAUUGGAAUCAAAACAAAAUACACCACACUUAUAUUUAUCAUCAGAUGUUAUACUGGAUCCUCUUCUUUCCCUUCGGAAGGAUCUUAAAGAGCAGUAUGAUGUUAAAGUUUCUGUGAAUGACAUUAUUAUCAAAGUUGUAGCUGCUGCUCUUAGAAAUGUACCUGAAGCAAAUGCAUACUGGAAUGUUGAGAAGGGCGAGGUCGUUUUAAAUGAUUCUGUUGAUAUAUCAAUUGCAGUUGCCACGGAUAAGGGCUUGAUGACUCCAAUAAUAAAAAACGCUGAUCAGAAGACUAUCUCUGCUAUCUCCUCAGAGGUCAAGGAACUAGCUGCAAAGGCACGUGAUGGCAAGUUGAAGCCACAGGAAUUCCAAGGGGGGACGUUUAGCAUUUCAAACUUAGGAAUGUUUCCGGUGGAUAAAUUUUGUGCGAUUAUAAAUCCCCCUCAGGCCUGCAUUCUUGCUGUUGGGAGAGGCAACAAAGUUGUGGAACCAGUACUUGGAGAUGAUGGAGUUGAGAAGCCAUCGGUUGCCACUAAGUUGAACUUAACGUUGUCUGCUGAUCAUCGUGUUUUUGAUGGCAAGGUUGGAGGUGCAUUUCUCUCUGCGUUGCAAUCAAACUUCAGUGAUAUAAGACGACUUCUUUUAUAAUGACGCAAACCAAUUUUCAUGUUACUUAUUGAACUUACUACCAAUGAUGUGGAUUCACCACAACCUGGUUCAAACUAACAUACCAUCUCCAUUUUUGUCCUUUUCUCAUUUAUUCCUUCAUCUGAAACAGUUUUGGAUUGUUGCGCCUCAUUAGUUUUUGUAUAAUAAUAUCUGGGGUCUAAUUAAUACCCUGAGAAACGACCCACCAAGGUAUCAUCUAACAUUAGGUUUCCAACAAUCGAGAUUCAUGACGUUGGAUAUUUUGCUCAUUAGGCACUUUGCUGCUCUUUUAUGUGAAAUUUUGUAUGAAGAUCUCUGUAUAGACAGUCAUUUGGAUGAAUAAAUAUUCUUUUCGUGUGCUGCAUCUGUCAUCCGACUUAAGUGAUGGCAUGAUUUGGCACAAUGGCACACUGCUGAUUCCUCCUCAGCCUUUUUCAUCUUUAAUUUUUGUGCCAGGAUUUGGCCUAGUGGUUGGUUCAAUAUUGGGAAAUUCGGCUAAA